Molecule: messenger RNA, 435 nt
Organism: Entamoeba invadens IP1
Lineage: Eukaryota; Evosea; Mastigamoebida; Endamoebidae
Exons: 1
Coding region: 1-435 (144 amino acids)
Source: RefSeq, a predicted model, not a curated record
AUGUAUUACAAUUUUAUUCCCUCUGGCACUUUGCCUUCAGCUUGCGCCUCUUCGAUAAUUGUUUUGUACUCCUUGAUAACCAUCUCAAGGGCAAUGACACGUGCAUUAUUUUUGAUUGCCAUUACUCUUCCGUUUCCGAUCCAGUUAUCGUCUUGGUUUUGGUACGCAAGGUUUAAGUAUUGUUGUAAGUCGUCAAGGGUGAAGUCAGGAUCUUGUUUGAUUCUGUCCAUGAACAUAUUCAAGACCUUGUCAAAUUGCUCGUCAAACAACUCUUGCUCCCAUUCGGACUCUGGUACACUCAUUCUGCCUUUUAUAGUUUUUUCUUCUUUUUAUUCGAAUAUCUCGAUCUUCUCAUCAUCUUAUUUUCCUCGAUUUUCUCCACAUUUCAAUGUUCCCUUUCCACACUUUUUGAUCUCCUCAUUUCUCGGGCAUUAA